Molecule: messenger RNA, 2043 nt
Organism: Notechis scutatus (mainland tiger snake)
Lineage: Eukaryota; Metazoa; Chordata; Lepidosauria; Squamata; Elapidae
Source: RefSeq, a predicted model, not a curated record
UGCAUCGCAGCUGUCAGUACCAGAGUAGCAGCCGAGAAACCAAAAGGCAGACGGGAAAGAGUAGGCAGGAAUGCAGAGGUUCCGUCCGCUCCUUUACAUUGCCAUUGUCCUUCUGGCACUUGGCACAGAUGACGUGGAUGGCAGCUGUGAUGUGCUGAAGUCACACGAAAUUGCAGGAGGCAAAACAGUAGCGCUGCUGAACAACACAGUGCUUCAGUAUAUAUGCCCAGAGGGCCAAUACCCAUACCCUACCGAGUACCGGACAUGCGAAUCAGGAAGAUACUGGAGCACUAUGAAAAAUAUAAAUAAUAUAAACGUCUCCCGGGCCAGGUGCAAAGUUAUUAAUUGCCCCAGAGUUGCAGAAUUCGAAAAUGGUUACUUUGAGCCCCCACAGCAACAUUACAAUAUAAACGACAACAUCACAUUUACUUGCUACGGAGGAUACAAUAUGAAGGGGUCUGAAGUCCGCACCUGCCUUCCCAAUGGGAAAUGGAGUGGAAAAACAACCAUUUGUGAUGAUGGAACUGGCCAUUGUACUAACCCAGGGAUUCCAAUUGGUAGUCGAAAAGAAGGAAACCAAUAUCGGAUAGAAUAUCGGGUCCGCUAUACUUGUGAGAAUGGUCUUGUCCUUUUCGGAUCCGAGGAACGGAUUUGCCAAGAAUUUGGAGGCUGGAGUGGAUCAGAACCAGAGUGUCGACAGCCAUAUACUUUUGACACCCCAGAAGAAGUUGCCAACAAUUUCAUUUCAUCUUUGACUGAAACUGCUGAAGCCGCAGAAUCCAGUAAAAAUACCUCCUCUACACAGAAGCGAAAGAUUGUCAUUAAGAAAGGAGGCACAAUGAACAUCUACUUCCUCCUCGAUGCCUCAAAAAGUAUUAAAGAAGUGGAUUUCAACAGUACACUGAAUGUUACAAUCAAGCUGAUUGAGAAGAUCUCCAGCUAUGAUGUCUCCCCCAAUUAUGCCGUCAUCACUUUUGCCACAAACAGCAAAGAGCUUUUCAACACAUUUCAUGCACAGAGCACUGAUGCAGCCUGGGUGAUUGAGCAAUUACAAGAUAUCAAAGUUUCUGAGCAUAAGAUAAAGCCAGGAACCAACAUAAAGAAAGCCUUGACAACUGUCUAUGAAAUGAUGAUUUCCCAGGAAGCUGAUGAGAGGAGACGUGGAUUAAAUCCUCCUCCUGUUUCCAAUUCCACACGCCAUGUAAUCCUCCUCCUGAGUGAUGGUCGUUACAACAUGGGCGGGGAACCAGGUCCUGUCAUAAACAAUAUUAAGGAAUUCCUUAGGAUUAAGAAAUCUGGCUCCGAUUCUCGCAACGAAUUCUUAGGUUCUGUGUUCUCCCCAAACAGGCCAAUUUGUUUACCAUGUACACAAGGAACAACCCGAGCUCUGAGGAAAUCCCUUGCAACAACCACGUGCCAAGACCAUGAGAAUGAGCUGCUACCUGUGGGAAACAUUCGUUCUUUUUUUGUAAGCGACUGUAAGUUCAAAGGUCAAGAAACCACUGGGCUAAUUCGCAGACAUGUUCAAGUCAAGAACGGUGAAAAGAAAAUGGCCUGUGAACAAGAUGCUCGGAAUGCCAAAUUCUACAAAAAUGUCACCAAUAUUAAAGACGUAGUGACUGAUAACUUUCUAUGCACAGGGGGGCAGGACCCUGUACUGGACCCCAAUACAUGUAAAGGUGAUUCUGGUGGUCCUCUCAUCAUUCAGAAAAAGUUGCGUUAUAUUCAGGUUGGCGUCAUUAGCUGGGGUGUGACUGAUGUCUGCGGUCAUCACAUUACGAUUUGUGAUGAACCCGACAAAUUGCAGAGGCACAAACCCUCCUAUGCCAGGGAUUACCACCUCAACCUCUUCAAAAUUAUCCCGUGGCUCAAGAAAGAGCUGGCUAAAGAGGACCUGGAGUUCAUCUAGACACAUUCUCUUCCCAGAUGCUCUAUGUAAAUAGAAAUCAUUCUCUUCGAACCUUGCCAAGUAAAGUCUGUGUUAACAAUGGCCAUGUCUGAUGCAACUGUAUAAACAAAACAAUAAAUGUGAUAUGUGUUAUC